This is a messenger RNA of Elephantulus edwardii (Cape elephant shrew), 1299 nucleotides long. It is a transcript of the gene ZNHIT6, whose product is annotated as zinc finger, HIT-type containing 6. Gene Ontology annotation, biological process: snoRNA localization; maturation of LSU-rRNA from tricistronic rRNA transcript (SSU-rRNA, 5.8S rRNA, LSU-rRNA); box C/D snoRNP assembly. Gene Ontology annotation, cellular component: nucleus; pre-snoRNP complex. The record is from RefSeq and is a predicted model, not a curated record. The coding region runs from base 1 to 1299 and encodes 432 amino acids. The transcript has 10 exons. Lineage: Eukaryota; Metazoa; Chordata; Mammalia; Macroscelidea; Macroscelididae.
AUGGCGGAGAACUGGGGUGGAGGGAAUGGACUGACCGGAAAAGAGGAAAAAAAGGUUGGAGGAGAAGCAAAUGGGUACGGGGCAGAGGACAUGAAAGUGGAUCUAAAGGUUGUAAAGCAAGAAGUUGCAGACUGGUCAGAAACAGAAGAAUGUAAGUUGGAUGCACAGGGGAUGAAGCAAGAGUUGGAGGAUGGACCGGAGGUGAAAGAUGAAAAAACUGGCGUUUUGGGGUUGAAACAGGAGAUGGAUGUUAAUGUGAUGAAACUAGAACUGAUGGAUGAACCGGAGGUAAAGGAAGAGAAAAUAAAGGUGACGGUCGAGGUUAUGGACUGGCUCGAAGUGAAGGAAGAGAAAGUAAAACUAGAGAUAAAACAAGAAGAGACAUUGGCUGACCAGAACAUAAAACAAGAGGAAAGCAUGAAUGGAGUCAGUAUAAAAGAAGAGAAUGAUAUCCUGAAAAAAGAAGUGAUGGAUGAUGCAGGGGUGAAAGAAGAGCCUGAGGUCAGUGCCCCAGUGAGCUGCAAGCGGAAGCUGGCCAUGUCAAGGUGUGAAACUUGUGGUACAGAAGAAGCAAAGUAUAGAUGUCCACGUUGUAUGCGAUAUUCCUGCAGUUUGCCCUGUGUGAAGAAACAUAAAACAGAACUGACAUGUAAUGGAGUUCGAGAUAAAACUGCAUUUGUUUCAAUACAACAAUUUACUGAAAUGAAUCUUCUAAGUGAUUACCGAUUUUUAGAAGAUGUGGCAAGAACAGCAGACUAUAUUUCUAGAGACACUUUUUUGAAAAGACCAGUAGGAAAUAAACAUAUGAACUAUCUGAAAAACCGUGCCCGGAAACAAGGUAUUAACUUAAAACUCCUACCUAAUGGAUUCACCAAGAGAAAAGAGAAUUCAACAUUCUUUGAUAAGAAAAAUCAGCAGUUUUGUUGGCAUUUGAAGCUACUGUUUCCUCAGAGUCAAGCUGUGUACAUAGAAAAAAGGGUACCAGAUAAUAAAACCAUCAAUGAAAUCCUAAGAACUUACAUUGAUCCUGAAAAGUCUGAUCCUGUAAUUCGUCAAAGGUUGAAAGCCUACAUUCACUCUCAGGCUGGUAUUCAAAUUUUAAUGAAGGUUGAAUGUGUGCGACAGAAUUUUGUAAGUUAUUAUGAACUGGAUCCUUGUAAAAGUCUCCUAGACAAUUUGAAGAACAAAGUAAUUAUCGAGUAUCCAACUUUACAUGUGGUAUUAAAAGGAUCCUGUAGUGACAUGAAAAUUCAUGAAGUGAAACGUGAAUCUACCAAGAGUUUUGGCAAUGGAAAUUGA